UCAUCUGGCAUAGCUAUUGAGACAGAACCUCGCUUCUACUGUACUGCGAUCGUCGUCAUGGUAGCUUUAUAUGAACACCCAGAUAAGUUCGCAUCCCUUUCUUUUCCUGUUUUCUUCUCGAAAAAAAAGAAAAUUGCGCGCACGAUGCUGUACCACGCCAUAGCAGCAAUUAUUUCGGUCGUGCUGCCCGUGCUGGUCGUCGGUGCCACAGACAUUUGCUAUUUCCCCGACGGCACUCAGACGAGUGCUUCGAAAUACUCUCCCUGCGUGCCUACAGCUAACGUAACUCACUGCUGUGCGGCUGGUGAAACCUGUUUAUCUAACGGGCUAUGUCUGUCAAAGAACGACACCUCCAUCAACACGGGUCUAUGCACAGACAGCACCUGGGAAGACCCUGCUUGCUUCCUAAAAUGCCUGGACGUAGACCGCGACCAUAAACUCAGCACACUCUACCGAUGCAACCAUAACCGCUGGUGCUGCUCUCCCGCCCGCAACUCGACGACCUGCUGCAACGACCCCGAGGUCACCUUAUUUCAAGGGACCGGAACUGCGACUGUGCAGAACGGCACUGCAUUCGUGGCAGGCUACAGCAUCGCACCGAUCGCAAGUAUAGCGACCGACUCAUCCUCCUCCUCAUCCUCCUCCUCAUCCUCCUCCUCAUCCUCCUCCUCAUCCUCCUCCUCUGAUCACAAGGCGGUCGCAGCUGGAGUAGGCGCAGGCCUCGGCAUUGGCCUGCCUCUCCUAGCAGUCAUCGGCGUCCUAUCGUUCCUCCUGUUCCGCAAAAGAAAACAUCACGACGCGACGAAACAGUCGUUGCCCGAGAAUCAGAGUCAGAAUCAGAAUCCUCGCUACACCGAUCAAUCUCCUCUCUCUCCACACUCUCAAAUGGCGGCGGCACUAAUGCAGCAGCAACAACCACAAAACUACCAGAUCCCUCCACUACAACCGGGGAUGACUCCUUUUAUUCCGCCGGCCUAUGCGCCGCCUCAAAUACCGGCACCGGCCAUGACCUCUCCUUCGACCACUCUUUUUCCGAGCGAAGCAGAUUCAUCACCGACGCCACACAAUGUCGAGGCUGAUUGUCAGGGAACUUCGGUUUCCUCGAGGCCUGAACUUCCGGGUUGAUGAUGAUGGAAAGUGAAGAGCCAUGUACGACUUUUAUGUUCAGGAAUGCGUUGCAGUUUGGCGUACAUUGACCCGAGUGGCAUAUGAUGGCACUACGAUAUAGCCCAGGGAUGCUGAUAUCAGCGUCAGGCGUCAACAUCCACUGCGCAGCCUCCUUGACUCUUGCCAAGAUCUCCCUGGACUCUGAAGCUGAAUAUGCAAGCGACAUGGUCUUCUGUGUCAAGAUCAACUUCGAAGCACCAAUCUCAAAAUCAUUCCGCAGGCUGGGAGGCCUCUGAUAUGUCUCGCGAAGAUCGAUAAGUAGACUGUCCACGCUCUACGGGGAUGUUCAAUCUUGGAGGUGGCAUGCUUGACUCUAAAGAGAUCCCAGUACCAGAACAAUACCGGUCGAAGCAUUCCAUGGGCCUUUGCUUACAGAACGUGCUUACUGCAUGCUCAGGCGGAUUGCGGGCAUUCUAUCACACGCAUCGAUCACUAGUCAGAGGGAAGCCUACACCAAACGUAGGCUAUUGCCCACAGCCCAUACAGCGUUUGAG
This is a messenger RNA of Exophiala xenobiotica, 1661 nucleotides long. RefSeq lists its product as uncharacterized. The transcript is spliced from 2 exons. NCBI's taxonomy places the organism in Eukaryota, Fungi, Ascomycota, Eurotiomycetes, Chaetothyriales, Herpotrichiellaceae. The coding region runs from base 58 to 1125 and encodes 355 amino acids. The record is from RefSeq and is a predicted model, not a curated record.